This is a messenger RNA of Protopolystoma xenopodis, 789 nucleotides long. NCBI's taxonomy places the organism in Eukaryota, Metazoa, Platyhelminthes, Monogenea, Polystomatidea, Polystomatidae. The record is from the annotation of a GenBank genome assembly.
GUGACUACGCAACGAGGUAUUUCAUGGUCUGCGGCCAUGGAACUCUAUGCAAAGCAUGAAGGCGCUUAUGACGGUUUCUAUCUGCCUGUACCUCAAAGCAACACACGCCUUCUCAUUCCAAUUUUGGCAAUAUAUUUUCGUUCACGAUCCGCGAAACCAGGGGGGAAGUCGGAGCCUGAGACUCGCUUGUAUCGCAUCUAUCGGCCAAAUACAGGCCUGCAAGCACGUCUGAUCGAGCUGGAUCGCCUUCGCGAACGAUACACUAGAGUUGCAAAUCCAUCUGACGAAGCUUGUCAAGGAGCCUGGAAACGAGUGUUUCAGGAGAGCGCCACGAAGUGUAUCCAUCUGUUGCAACAACAAUUCUGCCCUAAGACGGCCACUGCCCAUGCUCAAGUGCAGGCUCGCCUUUUACAGACCCCCUCUGGACCUGAGGCUACUCUUCCUGGUGGCGAUACUCCCACUCAUGUCGGUGUUUGUGAGGCUGGACUUCGAACGCGCACACAUUACGUGCUCAGUGGCUCCGUGCUUAAUGUCUGGCCACGCAUUGAGCCCCUUUUGAUGCAGGCGCGUUUGUCAGCAGCUGGUCCUGCUGGACAGGCUGCCCGUUGCAUGCAAGUAGUUCGACUGAAGCCUCGUGAUGGACGACGUAUUGUCGGUUCGCUAAUCCCACAUGAAAGUGUCGAUGAUAUCCUUGCCUGCCUCUCUCAGCCGGCUGAAGAGGUGGCUGUCACAAGUAAGUCAGGGCCUUUCAGAAACUGUCAGCAAAUAUACACACAGGUGUUUCAAUGA